Molecule: messenger RNA, 1632 nt
Organism: Brenthis ino (lesser marbled fritillary)
Lineage: Eukaryota; Metazoa; Arthropoda; Insecta; Lepidoptera; Nymphalidae
Source: the annotation of a GenBank genome assembly
AUGCACUUGCAGCCACACUUGGCGGCGCGAGCUUUCCAUAAAGUCCGCCGGCCAGUGGAGCGCGCCGCGGGCCGGCCGGUGGGCGUGCAGGCUGCACCGCCCCGCCCCCCGCCACCCCCGCGCACUCACCCCCGCUGUUUAUUCUCGGCCGAGUGGCGGGGCGACAGUCGCCCGCGUCACGCGCUACGGACAGCACGCGCGUUUCCCAUCCACAAACAUAAACAGCGAGGUGCAUUCGUUAUCGGACGUCACGUAAAAAAAUUGUACGAAUUUUUCCUUUUGACGAUCCCACUCGCGGCCCCCGCGAAUUCGACCGGAAAGAGUACGGGUGAUAAGCGGCGGUAUCGCGGAAAAUGCAUUUCCCGGGUGCAUGGCGCAGGCGGUGCGGACGAGGGGAGGGUGCAAGCGAUGAUGGACAUCGUAUUGAUUUCUAUCUGCCCGCUCCUCCCUUAUUGUGGCGAUGCAGGGCGCGCCAUCGAUCGUUGCACCGGCCCUAAAUUAACACCCCGCAUGAUCAGCGCUCGUAAUUACCCCAUACCUCGAUUUUUGCUGAAGUGUUCGAAAGUGACAAUCGCGAAAGUGGCGGGGUUAGGGGGUCGCGUGGAAUGCGCGGGAGACCUGUAUAGCGCGCGCGCACGCCCCGACACCGUGCCGCCCUGCGAACAGCCGGCCAUGGCGACCGAGACCGCUCGGUUGCACGCAGGCGCCGCGGGCGAGCAGCAGUACUCGCUGCGGUGGAACGACUUCCACUCGGCGAUGGUGUCCUCCUUCCGUCGGCUGCGCGACGAGGAGGAUUUCGUCGACGUCACAUUGGCCUGCGCAGGCGCAACAUUUACCGCGCAUAAGGUGGUGCUAUCAGCUUGCAGUCCAUAUUUCAGAAGAUUACUAAAAGCGAACCCGUGCCAGCAUCCUAUUGUUAUUCUUCGAGAUGUGCACGACAAAGAUAUGGAGAGCUUGUUAAGGUUUAUGUAUCAGGGUGAAGUCCAUAUUGGACAAGAGCAACUGAAAGAGUUCCUAAGAGCCGCUCAACUUCUACAAGUCCGAGGGUUAACUGAUGUUCCUCCACCAGCGCCGUUACCGACUCUAGAUCAGAAAGCUUCUCCUUCAGCGUCAUCAUGGACGGAGACCGGCAGCGGGGGUUCCCGGGAAGGCCGGGACCCUCAACCCCGCGAAGGCCGUCGGGCGAGACGUCCAGACGAAGGCACGCCUUGCACUCCGCCACCGAAACGAGCUCGCUCUUCAGACUUAUAUCAAGCGCAAAUGAAGACCAGGACGGAACAGCUGUUAGCGGCGCAGGGCGCAAGUCCUGAGAGGAUGGGCACAAACGGCCACGAGCUGGCUCUAUUCAGCCAAGCACUAGAAAACGUACAAAAUCCGCAUCUCUCUGGAGUUUCCAAUAAUUUAUCUGGCGAAGGUGAAGAAUCUUCAUCAGAUGCAGGCGCGAGUGACACGGAGGGCGAAAACAGAGCUAAGCAAGAACCGGUAGAUUACGACGAUCCCGCUACAAUGGCCAACACCAACGGAGCACUCCCGCACAACUUCCCUGGACUGCUCAAUUUACCAGGAUUCCCCGGCCUGCCUGGACCAUCAGGGAUACCAGACAAUUUUGGUGAGUACAAACCCUUAUUGCAC